UUGAUCUUAUAAAAUUCAACUAAAUUUAAAUAUCAAUAUUAGAAUAGCAUUAAUAUCAGUUUAAUUGAUUUUGUAUUCAUUUUUCAUUCGUCACUUUCAUUCGAAAAGUGCAAGUGAUGUCAGGAGUUAUGUUUGUUGUCUCGAAAUUAAGAGCUCUGCAUUUCUACCUACAUCGUGAACCUUCAUUGUGGCUCAUAUGAAAGAACAGAAUCUUUCAAUCUUUCUCUAUCAAAAUGAAGGCAACCGAGAACAAAUGGUGGGCUCCUUUGGGUAUCGAACAACUUCAUAAACAAAUACAACGCCACAAAUUGAGUUAUAAAGAGAUGAAAGAAAAUGGAUUUCCGGUAGGAGACAGAAACAAUCCCGGAAAAGUUAUUUUGACAGCCAACCCAAUUUUUGCAGAUUCCUUGAAUCCGGAAAAGCAGAUCUGUCGAUGUGGUAAAGAGUUAUCCUUGCUGGAAGAGAACUGGUAUUUGGAUGAAAAUGGUUGCAAGUACCAUCCGGGAAAGCGUAAUUUCAUUGUUGGUCGGAAAAAAGUUUCUUAUAGUUGUUGUAAGAGAGAGUUGUCUUCUGAAGGCUGUACCCACAGCAAAUAUCAUGUGAGCUUUUUGAGACCAUUCCAAGAUGUUCAUUUUGUUCAAACAGAGUGCAAAAAAAAUUUCCGCCGGGAUGCUCUUUCUAAUGUAUUUGCUUUGGACUGCGAAAUGGCGUUUACCACAAAAGGCAUGGAAGUUGUAAGGGUAACGCUAGUGAACGUCUAUGGUAUAGUCGUUUAUGAUUCUUACGUCAAGCCAGAACACCAAAUUCUGGAUUACAAUACUGUUUACAGUGGAGUGAAUCGAAAUAAUCUCGAUGGUGUGGACACAACACUUCAGAGAGUACAAUCCUUUUUGUUAAGUUUAUUGAACAAAGAUUCCAUCCUUGUUGGGCAUGGACUGGCAAAUGAUCUUUUGGGACUUAAUCUGAUACACGAAAGUGUUGUGGAUACUUCUUGCCUGUUUCCUCAUGAUAGGGGAUUUCCAUACAAGCACUCUCUAAAGCACCUUGCUGCCAUACAUUUGGGCAAAUCCAUCCAAGUCAGCUGGAGAGGACACAACAGCAUCGAGGAUGCCAAGACCUGCAUGGAACUUUUGCUAUGGAAGAUAUAUUCUAAAAUGCCAUUUGUAAUUAUGCCUUGGAGCUUAUGUCCUCAAAAUAUAAUGCCUAUGAAGUACAGCAUUUCGGCCCAAAAUACUUUAUUUCUGAAUAGUUUUCAGAUUGGUGCUUUUUACAAAAUACUUCUUACACAGCUGAAAGGACGGAAUUCUGUUCCGCCUCUUCUUUUUUCUUCGUAUACUGCCAUAAUGAAGUCUGUACCUAUGGUGCCACCAUUUUAUGUUCCGUCUUUUCCCCCACCAAUUUUUGCGUACAAUAAUGCUAAUAAAUAAUGAUUUUAAAGGGACAAUUUUAUGUUAAGGCUUAUGAAUUUUAUUUUAACUUGUAUACUUUACUUGAAUAAACUAUUUUUGUAACUUGUAUAUACA
Molecule: messenger RNA, 1523 nt
Organism: Stegodyphus dumicola
Lineage: Eukaryota; Metazoa; Arthropoda; Arachnida; Araneae; Eresidae
Product: exonuclease GOR-like
Cellular component (GO): nucleus
Molecular function (GO): nucleic acid binding; exonuclease activity
Source: RefSeq, a predicted model, not a curated record